Messenger RNA from Arthroderma uncinatum, 1680 nucleotides. Its product is annotated as MFS alpha-glucoside transporter. The transcript is spliced from 2 exons. Gene Ontology annotation, molecular function: carbohydrate:proton symporter activity. The record is from RefSeq and is a predicted model, not a curated record. Gene Ontology annotation, biological process: transmembrane transport; carbohydrate transport. Gene Ontology annotation, cellular component: membrane. Bases 1 to 1680 code for a protein of 559 amino acids. Lineage: Eukaryota; Fungi; Ascomycota; Eurotiomycetes; Onygenales; Arthrodermataceae.
AUGGCGUCCGAGAAAGAUGAUAUCGAUCCCGUCAGUGUUGACGCUGCUCAAUCUUCCGCGGCAGAGAGUGAUGGUGAAAAUGGGACGGUAGCAAAUGUCUUUCAGAAUGCGAAAGCGGCAGCAGAUAAAGAACACAAUAUGACACUACUGCAGGGUAUAAAGCUCUAUCCAAAGGCAGUCGCAUGGAGCGUCCUGAUUUCCACUUGCAUCGUCAUGGAAGGUUACGAUAUCAGCUUGAUCAGCAACUUCUACGCUUUCAAACAAUUUAAUCAGAAGUUCGGAGUGCGACUAGAAGAUGGCUCAUAUCAAGUUCCAGCACCGUGGCAAGCCGGUCUCAGCAAUGGUGCAGCUGUAGGCGAGAUAUUCGGUUUAUUCCUCAACGGAUGGUUGUCGGAACGGUUUGGCUAUCGUUGGACAAUAUUAGGGUCACUUGCAUGGUUGACUGCCUUUAUAUCACUGUUCUUCACCGCCGACAACGUGCAAACGCUCCUUGCUGGCGAAAUCCUCUGCGGCAUUCCGUGGGGCUUAUUCCAAACCCUGACCAUCACCUAUGCCUCUGAGGUUUGCCCGGUAGCACUGCGUGGUUAUCUAACUACAUAUGUUAACUUUUGCUGGGGUCUCGGACAGUUUAUUGGCAUUGGAGUUAUCAGGUCGAUGUUGAAUCGAACAGACGAAUGGUCCUUCCGGAUACCCUAUGCACUUCAGUGGAUGUGGCCGCUCCCUCUCGGAAUUGCAAUAUUCAUGGCCCCGGAAUCGCCGUGGUGGCUGGUCAGGAAAGGUCGUAUUGCAGAUGCCAAACGCUCUCUUCUCCGGCUGACUAGCCGAAACGAUGAGACGGGUUUUGAUGCCGAUGAGACCAUAGCCAUGAUGGUCCAUACGACUGCCUUGGAGGCUAAAAUAACCCAUGGAGCCACCUACUGGGACUGCUUCAAGGGAACCGAUCUUCGGCGAACGGAAAUUGUAUGCAUGGCUUGGGCAAUGCAAAAUUUAAGCGGCAACUCGUUCUCCAACUACUCGACGUAUUUCCUGGAGCAGGCGGGCCUAUCGACUUCUCAUGCGUACUCGUUUGCCAUGGGCCAGUACGCUAUAAAUAUGAUUGGAGUUUUCGGUGCUUGGGGGCUGAUGUCCGUCGGUAUUGGACGAAGAACUCUCUAUCUCUCUGGAUUGUGUGGACUCUGCGCUAUGCUUAUGAUCAUGGGCUUCCUUGGCCUCGUACCGCAGUCACACAGAAACGCGGGAUCCCUUGCCACGGGGAGUAUGAUGAUUGUUUGGGCAUUGUUUUAUCAGCUUUCCGUCGGCACAGUCUGCUACUCCCUUGUCUCCGAGCUCUCGACGCGAAGGCUACAGAUAAAGACCAUCGUGCUAGGCAGAAACUUGUACAACGUUGUCGCCAUUAUAUGUAACGUCUUAACGCCGUUCAUGCUGAAUCCUAGCGCCUGGGACUGGGGCAAUUAUGCCGGUUUCUUCUGGGGCGGUGUUUGCUUCUGCUGCGUCGUAUACACCUAUUUCCGUCUCCCCGAGCCACAGGGCCGAUCCUUUGCAGAGUUAGACGUCCUAUUCGAGCGUGGGACUAGUGCUAGGAAAUUUGCGUCUACCCAGGUUGACGUCUUCGGAGAAGAGGUGGCAACUAACGUGAUUGACAGUUAUAACGAGAAAGACUCAGGGCAGAUUCGGGCUUAG